Messenger RNA from Oncorhynchus kisutch (coho salmon), 3178 nucleotides. RefSeq names its product transmembrane protein 186 (gene tmem186). The coding region runs from base 1311 to 2003 and encodes 230 amino acids. The record is from RefSeq and is a predicted model, not a curated record. The transcript has 2 exons. Gene Ontology annotation, cellular component: mitochondrion. NCBI's taxonomy places the organism in Eukaryota, Metazoa, Chordata, Actinopteri, Salmoniformes, Salmonidae.
GACCGGAGCGGUCCUACAGUAUCACUCCACCUCUCUUCCUACUCACCGGAGUCGGUGCUUAGCGGCAGCGUCCAGUUUACACAGCCCAGAGAAGCUUAGCUGUGUGAGGGGUCCCGACCCGUUGGUGGUUCGGUCUACAGUCUCAUCGUGCAUCAGAAUAGGGACUCCAUCUGAUGUGAACUCCAAGUCCAGCUCUACGCCGGUCGCCCCGUUCUUAUGUGCCUAGAGAUGCAGAGAGAGAGAGAGAGGGAGAUGAGACCAGGAAGGUUUGCCAUAAUCAUCUGGAGGCUAUGUAAGGGGAGAGAGAGCGAGAGAGAAUGUUGUGGCUUUCAAGAACCACGAAUCCUUGUUGAACAAAUACUUCUCUCCUCGACUUCCUGACUCACCUCCCGGAUGGCAGCCAUGGUAUUCUCCGGCGCAUCAUGCCCUCCACCCCGGUGAGCGACUAAGGACACCCCACCCGAAGCAGCGUUCUUAGCGGGCCGAAGCACCUGUCUCGCCUGGCUGGUCGGGACUUGGGGAAAACGGAACAUGAUCAGAAAGGCAUAGAGGCAGGCGGUGAGGGCGGUGGACCAUAUCGGGCUCCGUGUUCCGAGGAGAACGAACGCGAACACCACAGAGAAUAGGGCGAUUUCGUCUCCGAGUUGAAGCAUUUUUGCGCCGAGUCCAUACGGUCACUGACUCACACUUCUGCUAUGCUGUUGGACAGACAACAGUGCAUUAACACUGUCAUAAAGUUAACAUUUCUUAAUAGGCCAACGAAGCUUGGAAAGACGUCUCAAUAUUGUUCAAGUUGGCUGCAAACAGCGACACUUCUUUGGUAGAUCGGGACUCCACCGAAGAUAGUCUUGACAUUCCUUCUUCAAUCUAUGCAGAAGCAAGACACAAAAUAAUUCAGUGGCAACAUUUGAAAUCGUUAGCGUAGUUUCACAACAUCCUAUUCACAUGCUCAAACAGCGACAUUGUUGCCUCAUAACUGUCAUAUUUGACUUCCCACUUUCCGUUUUAAUAAGUUUGUGGAACCUAAAGUUUAAAAUAAAAUGUAAAAGACUUGCGCAAUAAAUAUUAUGCUUUUAAAAAAUUAUUAUUGUUCACAUUUAUUAAUAUUAGAGAUAAAAGUUAUUGCACAAAUACUUUAUUUUGACCAUAUGUCGCUCUGCCCACAAGAGGGCGGAAUUGCUCUUGGAACAUUGCGUAAAUUACUUCCUGUGCCAAAGUGCAAGGUCUGACCUAGCCAUCUGGCUAACAGCGUGAAUGAUACCUUCCUGAGAUGUUUUCUCACAUAUUUUGCAAGAUAGAAGCCAGCUAACAUGCAUAGGUCUACAACACUCUUCCCUCGGCUGUCCUACCAUGUGCUGGCCCACUGCAGAGGAUACUGUGUGUUGAGAGGCAGCUCAAGGUCGCUAAUAUGUGGCCCACAACCCCAUGUAGUCACCCGACUGGACCCAAGAUGGACGCCUAGUAUCCAACACAGCUACCCAGUACCCCCAUCCCCCCACGUCACUGCUCUCACCAAAUACUCUGACUUAUCCACCCCAAAAUACAACCUCAUCUACUCCUUACCUCACAUCAAACUCCUGAGAGCGGUCUCCAGACUCAAACUGAUCCAAACCGGAAUCACUAUGCUCUUACUCCCACCCGUAUACUACAUGUAUUUCCAAGGAGAUGCUUCGUACCUACUGGUUAGCUACAGCACGGGGAUAGCGGCGUUCGCCGCCGUCAUGCUCUUCUCGGCUAGUCACUACCUGAGACGCGUCGUCGGGAUGAUGUACCUGGAUGAGUCCCAGACGACACUGAAAGUGUCUCACCUGACGUUCUGGGGACGCAGGAAGGACGUGUAUCUGCCCGUGACGGACGUUAUGACUCUGGGGGACACCGGGGACUCCAUAGGGGAGACUAUAUUGAGGUUGAAGAGAUAUAGUAGUUCUGAGACGCUGUACUUCUCCACUAGACUGGGACGUGUGGUGGAUAGGCAGGCCUUUGAGAAAGUGUUUGGGACUUAGAUUUGAUGUUUUUAUAGGGCUUUUCAGAGCCAAACCAGGCUGUACUGAGCCAAACCAGGCUGUACUGAGCCAAACCAGGCUGUACUGAGCCGAACAGAGCCCAGCCAAGCAUCCACUAUAGUUCCUGGAACUGUGCUGAAAAGAUCUGAGCCAGCAGUUAGGUCUGGGUUGACACAGUGGUGUGAAAAGGGUAUUUUAUGUUGUGAGCAUUUAAAAUGUUGUAUAUUUAGCAGCUAAAGAGAUGCCUACCUACAUAUACUGCAGUCUGUUCUGUCCCAUUUCUUGACUACUGUGUGUGACCAAAAGAAACAGUGACAUUUUGUGUUGGACAGCUGCUCAGACUCACAGCCUUCAAUAAAUACACCCUGAUCAUUUAAGCAACAAAUAUUUGACGGGUUUAUUUUAAGGUACAGUACACAAAACACUAUACAGAAAAUGUCUACAGUUAUUUGACCUUCAGAAAGUCCAUUGCAAUCAAUCAUCCCACAGUCAUUUAUGGAAAUCAUUUUCUUAAAGAGUUGGAGUGAAAUAAUGUACAGUAAUAUACAGGAGUGUAUACCCUGAUGGUCGUCUAUGAAGAUCUUGAAGAACCAUCUGGCCUUAAUGGCCAUAUACCCUUCAUCUCCACCCAGCACAGCCAGAAGAGGACUGGCCACCCCUCAGAGCCUGGUUCCUCUCUAGGUUUCCUCCUAGGUUCCUGCCUUUCUAGGGAGCUUUUCCGAGACACUGUGCUUCUACAUCUGCAUUGCUUGCCGUUUGGAGUUUUAGGAUGGAUUUCUGUAAAAUCACUUUGUGACAUCAGCUGAUGUAAAAAGGGCUUUGUAAAUACAUUUGAUUGAUUGGAGGAGUGUCAACCUCUUCACUGCAGAUUUACAAUAUGGGUCUGUUUGAGCAGGGCCACAUUGGAUUCCUGUGUAGACUACUUGAGCUCAGUGAUUGCGUCAUUAAAGAUAUCCAGGAAAAGAUGAGCAUGGUGUUCCUUGAACACCAGAGCUGGUCGGAACCGGAUAGACUGGGUUCCACAGCCCCCUAGAACCACACCUGGAACAAGAAAACAACAUCAUAAAUAGUAUUCAUUCUUUACUAACGAAUCAGCGAUUCACUUGAUAGUACUACUGAAUGUAAGUGAUAUGGAUGUACCUUAUUGAUACUAAGCUAGUAAAUAUUAUGCUGGA